Fulvia fulva is the source of this 1053-nucleotide messenger RNA. RefSeq lists its product as uncharacterized. The transcript has 2 exons. The coding region runs from base 1 to 1053 and encodes 350 amino acids. The record is from RefSeq and is a predicted model, not a curated record. NCBI's taxonomy places the organism in Eukaryota, Fungi, Ascomycota, Dothideomycetes, Mycosphaerellales, Mycosphaerellaceae.
AUGUCUUCCACGGCACACUUCUUCAGCUUCAGAUCAGCAUCGAUCACCAGACGACUCCACCCACAAACCACACUCAGUCACGAUAACCAUCGUAGCUACCAGAACACUGACGAACGACAACAAGAUCAUGAAACCAUCAACUACAAUCAUGACAGACGCAACAGCCGAGAAGCCAUUCCGCUUCAUGGACCCCCCCCCCCGGAGCUGAAGAACAGGAUCUACUCGAUGCUCCUCGAAAACGACACCAAUGUCGAGAUCUCUUCCCACGAUGUUGGACCUCUUUGUAUCACAACCAUCCAGGCUGCCAUCCUCCGCACUUGCCGUCAGGUCAACAACGAGAAUUGUGUUCUCGAUCUUCUUUCCUGCCCAGACUUCAUCCACAUCCAUCAAAAUACCGAUCUCACCCAGCACCGCGACACUAUCAGCAAGAAAGUCCUUGUCAGAGCAGAAUACAUUGUCUCACCAGCAAACAUGACAAACACAGCUGCCGAGAUAGCAACGGAGAAGCCAUUCCGCUUCAUGGACCUCCCACCUGAGCUCAGGAACCGAGUGUACUCCCUGAUACUCGAGAACGAUGAUCCCUUCAUCCUGGGACGAGCAUUCUGGGCGACGCCCGUUGUACACACCGCGAUCCUGCGCACCUGCCAACAAGUCCGGAGUGAGGCCACUUCGAUCCUUUACGGCAACAACAUCUUCGGGCCCAACGAAUGCAUGCUAGCCCCCUUUCUGGAAGCCAUCGGGCCCUCGAUCAAGCAUAUUCGCACCCUUUGGGCUGGCAGUCUUCUCACCAACACUCAGACCCAGAAGUUUUUCACGCUUCUCAAGGGCGCAAGUCUGGCCAAGACCGUCGGGCCACUAUUCCGGUGUUUGCAUAAGAAUCGCAAACGGGAGCCUGGAUACAAGGUGAAGGAUGUUUUGGAUGUCUUGGUGGUCUAUGUCGCCGUGAAUCACAAUUUGAAGGUGCCGACAGAGAACUUUUGGGAGAAGGCCAAACUUGAGACAGAGUUUUAUGGGAAGAAGGUGAAGGAGUUGGUUGGCGCUACCUUGAAGUGA